Messenger RNA from Leptomonas pyrrhocoris, 9411 nucleotides. RefSeq lists its product as hypothetical. Gene Ontology annotation, molecular function: protein binding. The record is from RefSeq and is a predicted model, not a curated record. Bases 1 to 9411 code for a protein of 3136 amino acids. Lineage: Eukaryota; Euglenozoa; Kinetoplastea; Trypanosomatida; Trypanosomatidae. The transcript has a single exon.
AUGCAUAAUACAAAGAUCAUGUUCGGAAGCCGCCUGGAAGCAGCGCUUGCCGGCCCAGAACUGACGCCGGAGGCUGCCGCUGUCAUGCGCACCAACAAAGCUCGCGCCCAGGCCGCUCAGUUUCUGAUGCAAGACGGUGAUAGCACAGCGCCGCUGCCGCCGCUGGACCCGUCUCAGCGCACCUCCCUGCACCGACAGCUGCGGAGCCGCUACAACCCUUCGCAGAUUCCCUUUUCCUCUCUGUCGUGCUCGAAGUACAUAACGGCGAACGAUGUGGAACAAUUGGCGAGGGUCUUUCAUCAGUUCAACUUAUUUGCUGUGAGCGUGCCCGCCGUGGAGACCGCUGCGCCGUCUAGAUCACGCCGCAGCAGCCCGAUUGGAACGAUGAUGGGAGGACGAGAUGCCACCGCUGCUACACCUUCCACAGAACGAGAAGCAAAUGGCGCUGCCGCUCGCAGCCCAUCGAUGGCGGCGCCGGAGACGCGUGCGUCGAACGCCAGGUCGACGUCCUCUUCCGUCUCCUCCCUCGCUGCGCUUCUUUCACAGCGGCGCACAAGCGCCAUCCCUCCCCCUGUGCGCAACUGGCGGGUCGGGGAGUGCGUUUUUCAAGGCGACGGGAUGGCGCUGCUGCGGGAUGUUGUCGAGCCGCCGCCGCCGCCGCGCGUGACGGAGUCGGUGCGUCUGUCAUUGCAGAUGGACGGCGGCGCGCGGUCCCGCUCUCCUCAGCCAGACGGGACGCCAUUGCCCCCUCCUGCGCCGUCGACACCCGCGAGUACCGCUGGCGCAGCGUUGUUGGCGCCUCCGACGCGCGUCGCAGCCGUGGCCGCAUCCUACACUAACAAAGCUGCUACCAAUACCGCCACUGCAGCUGCUGCUGCGAUCGCUGAUGGCCGCGAUCUCGCUGAGCCGUUUACCUCCGAGAGCAACGAUUGCGCGAUGACGAUGGACUGGUUGGUGGAGGUGCUCUUGGAGAUGAUCCUGGCGAACUACGAUGCAGCAAAUCGAAAAGGUCCGCAUGUCAAUGCAAGCGACGCCGACGUGGAGAGCAUCGAGAGAAGGUUGGCGAGCACGAUGGCGGGGGGGCCAUUCCAGCACCUAGCCAGCACCCAACCCCCCGUCGGCGACUACGGCGCCACUUUCGGCACCGCGAUGAACAACCUCAGCGCCGCCUCGUAUCAAGCACGCUGUCGCGAAAGCAACAUGGAUCUUUUGUUAAGCGUGAAGGCGGAGCUGCUGGACUGGGUAGAGCAACUCAAGCAGACCUGUGAUCAGCGCGAGCACCUCGCUGCCUGGCAGAACUGCAUGCUGCAGGAAGAUGUGCUACAUCGGUAUCAGCUGUGCGUGGUGCACUCCCUUCGAACAACCGCCACCGCCACCGCCUUCACCAGCUCCCACGCUACGCCGCAAAGCCACGCGUCUGCGGUGUCACCGUCAACGUGUUUGAGGUCACCUCUGCACUCUCUAGAAGUAGAUGUGACAAGUCCGGCUCUCACGGAUGGCGGCGCGUCUGCAUUUAGUCCGUCGACGACCCCGAGUGGGGCUCCGCCGCGAUCCCGUCGCGCCAACGUGAGAUGGCGCAUGUCGGGCUCGAUCGCCAACGCCUCCGCUGCGACCGCCGCUGCGCCUACGGUGCCAAAUACGCGACCGUCAUCUGGCAGCGGUGUCGGCAGGGUCGCUGUUGCACCGAGCCCGCACGCCCUUCGCGGUUUGACGGGGCCUGUUGCUUUCCGGCACGACACGUCUCGGCUGUCGCGCGAUGGUGCGGGGUUGGUUGAGGUGCUGGGUGGGUAUUACCUGCCAGAUAAACCGGGAGAAGAGCUCAUCCCUCUGCACGGGUGUUCCUCGACUGAGUCGUACUGCGCGGACACCGCGGCCUCGCUUCCUGGUUGCGCGGAGACCACCGCGUCGUCGAACGCCGCCACACUCGUGGUAGAGUCAAGCUACCUCACCGUGAAGGCUCGCAUGUGUGCACCGGCGUUUAAAGAUCUGUUGCUGUGUCCCAUGGAGCUGAACAAGUUUUUGUGGGAGUCACCGGCUGCCAUUGAAAUCGCCAUGGAGGAGGAACUGAAGGUUCAACAGCAGCAACACGCGCGAUCCACUCGCACCGCGACGGCGGCCACUGCUGCUGCUGCUUCUUCUUCUGUCGGGGUGGUGAAUGAAUCUUUUAACCAGUUCUCUGGCGAUUCCUCCUCUCGCUCCGCACCGCAGUCGCAGUCACAGCAUCAGCAGAACCGACGCCGCCGCGCCGCCGCCGAACAGCACCUCGUGUGCUGGAGUGACGUGGCGAGCAACUUGCUGAUGGGCCUAGAGACGACCUGGACGACACAGCAUCACGACCGGCCCUACGUGCGGGUGCAGACGGCGCUGCUGGAGGACAUGGCGGAGGAGGCGCGAGGCGCCGCACCGGGACCGCACCACGUGCCGCUGACUUCGCGACGGCUCUCGUUAACCGCCGUUGCUGCGGCUGCGGCGGCCGGCGUUGGUGGUGGUGGCACGCCCAACACGGCUGGUCAGCCAAACGAACCAGAGGAGGACGAGGAUGAUGACUCGGCGGAUGAAAGCCAGUCCCUCCCCCUCGGUGCAGCGGGCAAAGGUGGCCAGUGCCAGCGGCGCCGACUGAAUAAACCGGGCAGCAGCACCGACGCCGCGACGUUGCAGCAACGGGCGAUGUUGCUGAGCAGCCUUGGCGCGGCGGCAGAGGCGGCGCUGCGCACCUUGCACGCCCAAGCCGCCGACCACGUCGUCGUCUCCCCGCAGCAGAAGUUCAUUGUCACAAGCAGCAAAGACGGAAUGCUGAAGGUGUGGGAGACGUCUCGCGGCCAGUUUGUGCACACGAUCCUCAACGUGGGACAGACGUGGGUGCUGCACAUGUGCUUCUUGCACGGCGGGGAGUACUUGUUAGUGGCGACCAGCUCGGCGGAGAUCACCGUGAUCAACUUCCCUGCCGGCGGGGUCGUCAUGAAACUGCGGGGGUGCACCUCGUUGGCAACGGCCAUCACCUUUGUGAAGCAGCCCUCCACGGUGAACACGCAGCGAUUCGGCUUGAAGCCCGGUGAUUGUGGACACCACAAACCGGUGACAAAGCAAGGCACGAGCGUCACCGAGUACCACGCAGCGGCGGCGAUGCGGCUGGAGAAGCAGGUGGAGUCGGAAAGCGUGCCCAUCGCUGCUCGCCCGCUCAUCGGCUACGUCGCCCCCACUGCGGCCUUUUACGAGGAGGAAGUGGGCCACUUCUUCUUCGGCACCCUCAGCGGAAUGGUGGGCUGUGUGGACCUGUCCGAGCCGCUCUCGCGUUCCGGCUUGCUGGCCGCCGCGGCGGGGGCGCGAUGGCGGGAGCCGCUGCACGUGUACAACAGCGUCUACGCCCAUCCUGACUUGGCCGCGGAGCGAGAAGGCUCCCCCGCGCCGCCAGCAGCCACGGCAUCCGCACGCGGGUCUCUGGUGCGGGCACGCAGUAUAGUAGGCGGGGCACAGCCGACCAUGGCCCCCACCAGCGGCACGACGCAGCCAGGGCUGCGCGUGAACGGCGUCUUUCACUGCGGGGUCGGGCACUGCGUGAUUUCCGCCGACUGCGCAGGUGGAAUCGUGCGCACGCCCUUCACCGCCGCGGCGGACACCCUCGUCUACUCCCUCGGGGCCCCCGCCACCGUCAUGGACACGGAGAAGCCGAUUCGCUUCAUGGUGUGCUGCCCGGGUGGGCGUCGCUUCGUCACGGUGCACAGCGACCGGCGGGCGUUGCUGUGGGGUGUCGGCCGCACGACGACCGAGGUGGUGCACCAGUACCCGCAGGAAGCCUGCGACAUCGUCGAUGUCUGCUUCCUCACGCACCUCCUGCAGGUGGCGCUGCUCAUGGCAGACCGCAGCAUUCACAUCUUUGACGAGCGCGGCACGCGCUCAACCAGCUCUAUCCAACUCCCGCGUGGCCUCAGCAGCCGUGUGGAGGAUAUCGCGAGCGUGACGCUGAAGUACUCGGCGAACGACGGAGAGGGGUGUCUGGCGUAUCUGCCGAGUGCGCAGCGUAUUGUCUGCGGACUACGCGGGCCGGUGCUGUAUGAGCCUGCGGUGCGAUCUGCCGCCACCGAACGCGGGAUGUCAGCAGCGACUCCAAUGGCAUUCAGGACGGCGGAGGAGGCGAAGCCGCGGCGAGGCAGCGGUAUCAUGGGCACAAGCGACACAUUGAUCGGUGGUGGUGGUGGUAGCGCCUCGCGUCGUGACAGCGCCGCGCUCACAUUUCUCCUGACUGCUUCUGCACCUGCCUCCCCGGCCAAAUCACCCAGCAAUAAAAACCUGUGGACCGACUCCUCGGCAUCGUCCCCGUCUGCCGCCGCUGCGGCUACGGCGGCGGCAGACCGUCGCACUGCGCGGGAUCGCAGGGCCUCCAUCUCCUCCAUGACGAGCUGCGUCAGCGAGUCGAGCGUGAUGGACGACCGCGCACACGAAAUGGCGCAGCGGCGGCAGCGCCGCCAGCUCUUUUCAGCCGCCUUUCUCCGAGCCGAGCAGCGUCUCCUCCCGUACCAAACCCACACCUCCGCCGUCGUCGGCGUCGUGCUUAACGUGGAGGGGGGCGAGCUGCACACGAUCAGCACCGACACGUGGACCACGUGGAAUUUCGAGACGGGGUUACGCGUUCGAGCGGCGGUGCAGGUCCCCGAUGCGGCGGUGCGCGAGUUAGCGCUGCAGCGGCGCGCCUGCCGGCUCACGUGCUGCGCGUGGAGCUCUACCGCGCACACGCGUCUCCUGCUCGGCACCCGCGGCAGCCGCGUCCUCACUCUAGACUCCACCGUCGGCUCCGUCGUGAGCGUGACGGAGUCGCUGCAGCAGGGAGGGCACAAGGCCCUCGAGGACAAGGACGUGGGCGUCAUUGCGUGCUGCGGCACCCGCACCCUCCUCUGCAGUGGGCGGGUGUGCGAGGUGCGCCGCUACGAGCUGACCGGUGCCCCCCUCCCGAGUGGCGAGGAGAGGUUUGUGUCGAUGCAGGUGCAUCUGCCGUCUUCCACCGCUGCGCUCAGUGCCGGCGGUGCGGAGUUAACAGGCCCGGCGAGCGAGGGGAAAGGGCGCGAGAGCAGGGACCGAGGAGGGAGCAGCUCCCCGGCAUCGUGUGCGCAUCCAAGCAACGGCGGCGCCGGCCCCAGCUCUACCGAGCCGAUGAGCGGCGCCAACACCGUCACCACCACCAUCACGUCGUGCUGCGUGGUGCGGGAGUCGUACCUGUGCCUCGGCACCAGCGACACACAACUCUUCUUUUACCGAAUGGUGGCGAAUAGUAGCCCGAUCCAGGUCGAGGUACUGCGUGACACAACUGGGGAGCCGGAUGUGGGGCGGGUUAUCGGCCUUUACUACGUACACAACAAGACGCAGGACCUGCUGCUGGCCGUGGUGGACACCGGCGCGCUGUACGUUUACUCCUACACGCUGCAGCGCAUGAUUACCCGCUACAGCUUCCCUUGUCUCGGUACAAAUUUGAUGCGCAUACCCACCUCGGCGGAGCGGAGAGGGCGGCCGGCACCGUUGCAGCCGCAGCGGCCGCAUUACUUGACGAGCGUUUCGCUGACGGACGACGCCACAAGCAGCAAAGGCCCUGCGGCAGCUACAGCGCCGUCGUCAACGGGGAUCUCCACCGUCUCUGGCACCUCGCAGCGCCAACUCAUCCUCUGCUGUGGCGACUCCGCUGGUUAUGUCCACGUCGUCUCUCUCAAGGGUGUUUUCAUGGACGCUGCCGCCGCCGCCGUCGCGGGUCUCGGCUCGAAGCUGGCGACGAAGAACCGAGCGGUGCACAUCGUCGCGUCAUUCCGCGCAGCCACGUCUGGCGUGUCAGCGCUGGAGACGAUGAAGUGGAACCAGAUGAGCGCGCCGGGUGUGGCGGCGGCGGCGGUGCAGCCUGACGGUUCGCCUACGAGGUCGCCGGACUCCCCGUCGUCUACGGAUGCUUCUACUUCCCUCGUCCUCUUUGCCGGCAGCUUCGACGGGAACGUGCGCGUCUUUUGCCUGCUGCUGCCGCCGUCAAACUCGAUCACCGCCGCUCCGCACCGCUCUAGCUCAGGGACGAGUAGAGUGACGGCGGCGUCGCACGGGUCUCCGUCACCUCUCCUGUCUUUCUCCGUCGCGGCGGUGCAAAAGGCAGGCGCCUUCACGCCCGCUGCCGGUGUAGCGCUCGCGCCGCCGCUCACAGGACCGCUGGGAAUGGCGCCUAUUUUGCGGGGUCCGCGUGCGCUUGGCGACGGCACACCCUACAGUGCGACGAUCCUCUCCAGCGACCUCAAGAGUGAGGGGACGAACUACAACGUGAAGGACAGCAGCGGAGGCAACGGCGGACCCUUCACACCGGUGCCGUCCUCGUCGCUCACCUCUCACCAGGCGAUGUGGCUGGUCAACACGCUGCCGCAGUUAGCCGCCGACAGCAGCAACUCUGCAAAGCGCAGCAACACGCCGACGACGAAUAGCGGAGUGGUUAGUAGACCUGUCCCGAUGACGGUGGGACUGUGCGGCGCGGACACGUGGGACCUGUAUGAGCUGAACACCUUCUCUGAUGUCAAGCAAGCUCUUUGGGCAGCAGACUUUGUGGAGGAGCAGUACGACGAGGAGGGCGAGGGAGCGGAGGAGAAGACACGGCUGCCCAGUAUAAUGGAUGACAAGAAUGAAAGCCGGCCGAAGGAGGGGGAGACGCCGACGCGUGCUGCGGCAGCUGACUCUGCGAAGAAGGACAAGACCGGUGUCACUGCUGCCGGUGCUGGUGGGGGUUAUCCCGGCGCCGAUCCUCGUGAAGGCAGCGCGGUUUUGCUGCGGGAUGUGCUGCGCCGAUCUAAGAAGCGCCUGGCAACGCACGGCGUUGUUGCGGCCAGCACGAGUGUAGGUGGCACAGCGGACGUCGCAAGUGCGCCCGCAGCAGUGGCGGUAGCAAGGCGGAAGAGCAACACGGAAGCGACGGCGGCGACGAGAGAUGAGGCCGCGCUGCGCAGCACGCCGAUGCAUAACGCCUAUGAAAAGGUAUUCGCUGGCACCGCCCCUGCCGUGACGCCUGGAAAGGCACGAAGGGGAAAGAAGCUGGCGACACUGACAGCGACCUCACGUCUGCCUUCUGCGCCUUCGUCGCACGCGUCUCCCGCCGUCAGUGGGGCCGGCAGCCACGUCGGCGAAGCUGCUCUCCUUUUUAAACCGCACACGCUGGAUGAACUUGUCAGCGGCGCACACCCAAGCACGUCCAAAAAGUCGACGUUCCCUCCCGUUAAAACUCAACUCACUGCGAGUGGAAUAGCCGCCGCCGCAGCAGCAUCGACGCCCAGCUUGAGCGAAGAGGGCGACUUUGGUCUGUCCAGCACGACGGCCAUCGCUCCUAAUGACACGGCGGCGCUGAACUCUAGCCUGGGCCCGCAGCGGAGGCCCUUCCCCUUCAAAACCCAACAGAACCCCCUCCUGCACACCUACCCGGUGGCGCUGCUGCGACAGAUGGGCGUGAUGCCUCCUCAGGCCGAGCCCCCAGACGUUGACCCGGUCACGCAGAAGCCAGUGGAGCUCUCCGCGCAAGAAGCGUUUCAGCGGUGGGGAAGGACAACCUCUGCCCCGACCAACCCCCUUCUCUCCUCGACGGGCGAGAUGCACCUGCUCCCCGUGGCGACGGCGCACCUGCCCACCUCUGCAAACGCCGACCCGCUCGCACCGCCAAGCGGCCCGCUGUCCGACGCGCGUGGCAGCGAUGAGACUGUCGCGGGGACGGAGCGGACGUCCGCGUCAUCGUCCGCGACCUCGUCCUGCUAUUUCCACUAUAACAAUGCCGUCGCUGCUGCUGCCGCUGCUGUGGGUGGUGGUGAUCGUGAUGCGGAAGACGCUGACGGCAGUCGUCGCUACGUCGAAUCCGUCUCGCAUCUGCUCUCGUCUCUGCGGGGCGGCUGCCAAACCGUUGAGAAGCGCGACAGCGGGUCCACCGAGCGCGAGACCGCCGCGCCGGACACCGACGAUGGGGACGACUCCAGCGGCGGUGCCGACAACGCACUGGAAGAAGAGAGCGUCGACGAGGGGGGCGAAGAGGCGGCGGAGGAGCCGGAUCUGCUGUCGCCUUCUUCAUCCGCGGAGGAGGAAGGCGACAAGGCAAAGGCGUCGACGUUUCUGACUGAGGGCGCGGCGCAUGGCCAACCAGUGGCGCGCCACCCGCGCUUCACCAUCGUGCCGUCUACUCCCAUGUCCGUCACCUCCACCAUCACCCGGCGCAGCACGGCGACCACGGCCCCCACGGCGACGGCGACGCUCACCUCCGCUGGCGAGGCCGGCAUACCGGCAACGAAACUAGGAAAGAAAUCACAGCAGUCACCCUGCGCCAUCUCUGUAUCCGCGACGGAUGCACUGCAGUCCUCCGUCUUUAACGUGUCGCCCAUGACGGAGGAGGCGAAUGAGCGGUGGAUUGCGGCGCAGCAGGCGCAGUCGCCGUUUGGCGCUCCCAGUGAGGCACUGCGACCGCGACGGUCACGCGCGUCGUACAUCAACACGGACGCCGGCGGCGCCUCAAUGACAGACCCGCCGCCAACGGCAUCGUCGCCGAAGCACUCCCGCGCUCAGCGUGAACGCACCUUGCUCCGCGGUGCACUGCAGGAUUUGGAUCCGCAAGUGCUAAAGAUACGGGAAGAGCAGAUGAUGCUGUGCCACGCUGCCGGCCAGAUCGAUCGUGAGCUGCGUCGGCCCAUGGGGGCGGCGUCUUCUGCACGUCGUUCGAGAUCGUCGAUGGGUUGCACGCAGCAGCCCGGCGCAGCCUCCGCACAGAGCUACGACGCCUCCAGCGGCAGCUCCAACACGGUCAACAGCAGCACGCGAAGGAUGGGCGUGGGCGAGUUCACGGCGCGGCUGCUGCGGGUGUGGCGGCAGCGCUCCGGCGAUACAGCGGUGGAGGCGUCCGCGGCCCUCAUGCAGCAGCUGCAGCGGCCUCCCUCCAGCAGUUCACACGCCGACGAGGCCACCAACGCGUCGAUGUCCCGUCGCUCUUUUGCGGACUCGCUGGUGUUGCCGAAGCGGCACAGUAAUCGAGGACAGCUGCCAGGCAUUGCCUCCCACGACUCCGGCCGGCUGCCGCCGAAUGUGAUGAUGGCGCUUGCAGCCGCCCGGCAGGCCACGCCUGGGGCGGGUUUUGGAUUGGAUCUGUUGAUCCUGACGGUGCCGUGUGAGCCGCCACAGCUGACCCGGCGGCGCCCAGUGCGGGCAAACACAAACCCCAGCCUCCUCGCGGCCUCCGCUGCUGGGCCACCGCCACCAUCGUUUGUCACCCCCGCGCGGUCAGCUCGGUCCCUGCCGCGGCUUGGUGUUCAACAGGAGCUGCAUCCCGUGCAGGUGGCGCUGCCGUGCACCUUGCAAAAGGACGAGAGUGAGCGACUGCGGCUGCGGCGCUUUGAGGCUGCGGUAAACACGAGAAGCGGCAAAGGGCGGCGGUAA